GAAGCGUUCACAACUCGGGCAAAGAGACUGGAAGAGCGCCGUGCUUUCCGGGAGUUUCGAGUGAGAGAGAGAGAGCAAACGCCGAGUUCGCAUAUCGGCCAUCGGCAUAUCCGUGUUUGUUGUUUGCCAGCGCGUGUGUUCGUUGGUGUAUCAGUGUGUGUGUGUGCACUUUGUGCUUGCCGUUAUCGUUGUUGUUUUUGUUGUUGUUUUUGUUGUGCGACGGCCACACGCGCAACGAAAGCGAAAGUUUUGUUUGGCGCGCGUGUUGCCAUUGGCGUCUAUGAAUUUGCACACACACGUCCCGCCGCCGCCGCCGCCGCUGCCGAGAAUAGAUUAAAAGCGUGCGAAAACAAAUAUAAAUAAAUAUCUGUACAACAACCACAACAAGAAGAAGAAAAAGCGGAAAAAUAAUGCUCAUUAUUUCCAAUGAGAGUGCAUUAAAUUAAGGGUAUCUAGCGGAAAAAAAAGUCAGCGCUAAACAUCCCCCACACACGCCAGCAUUAUCCUCGUGCUAACUUUCGCUGCCAGGGUAAAAGUACAGAUAUAUUAAGGAGGCCCCCGUGAAAUAAGAUGACGCCCACCAUAUGUUCGGAUAAAAAGCAGCUGCGCGAAACGAGGCGACAUCAUGGCGUGGCCACAGUCACCACAUCAUCCGCUGCCACAGCCACCACAUCCUCGUCAUCAUCCUCAACCUCAUCCUCAUCCUCAUCCUCGUCCUCAACAUCUGCAGCUGGUGCCACACAAGCCAGCUCGGUGCUAGCCUAUGUGGCCAAAGGUUCGAUGAACCCCUCGAGUCGUCGUCGCCCGAUGAGACUGCAACGAAGACUGUCACCUUUUUCCGCCCGCCAGGCGGCCUCCUCCUCGACGGAUACCAGCAGCGGGGUGGAGACCGAGGUGGAGAUGGAUUCGGUGCACCGGAUGCAGUUGGACGAGGAUAGCUACUCGGCAGCCAGGAUUCAGUAUCAUCAGCAGCAACAGCAACCACAUUCCAGCAGCGACAGCAACAUCAAGACAGUAUUACAGCCCAACUCCUUCAGUAGCAAACACAAUAGAUCGGCUCCACCGGCCGUGAAGUUCUGCGAGGAGGUGCCCACCGAGGAGGAGGACGAUGAUGGCGGCGACAGUGGGUAUGGAUACAGCCAGGAGCCGGUCAAGGAGCUCCACCUGCAGCAGCACUAUCAUCAACACAACAGCGACGGUCUGCUGUCCAUUGCUAUCAAGACCAUCAAGCUGGUGCAGCGCAAUAAGCUCCUCCAGAAGCGGUUGACCCAACUGCAACUGGAGACCUCGGAGUUCAUUGCCUCUGUGUUGGCCAAUCCGGAGAACAGGCAAUUCCGGGAGAAGAUUACACCCAAGGCGGAGGCCAAAGUCAGCAAUGUGCUUUUACGCCACUAGGAGGGCUGAAAAAAUUAAAACCCGAAACAAUUAAGCCCUUUUUCUGGAUGUGUUGGAGUGUUAAGAAUUAUUUUAUUUAAUAUUCAAAAUCAUGAGAAGCCAGAAAUCUUUAAUUUGUUUGAUUUAUUUGGUUUACCACAAGAGCUUAAUUUGGCAACAUGUUGCUACAACAUUUUAAGGUUGCCAGAAAAUGUGUAGCCUGCUUAUGGGCUGCGUAUGCAAGAUGUUCAAGCUGAUGUAAGGUGUAUGUAAAAAUCCUACACAUUUUACAUUUCUUAAAAUUUUAUAUAUUUAAUAAUUAUUAAUGUUUCCU
Molecule: messenger RNA, 1708 nt
Organism: Drosophila serrata
Lineage: Eukaryota; Metazoa; Arthropoda; Insecta; Diptera; Drosophilidae
Gene: Cipc
Product: Clock interacting protein circadian
Source: RefSeq, a predicted model, not a curated record